Molecule: messenger RNA, 327 nt
Organism: Gongylonema pulchrum
Lineage: Eukaryota; Metazoa; Nematoda; Chromadorea; Rhabditida; Gongylonematidae
Source: the annotation of a GenBank genome assembly
AUGGAAGUGCUGAAUCCGAAGCAAACAAUCAUUACGAACGCAGAGCUGUUGCGGCUGCUACAGGAACGGCGAGAGCAACAAUGCGAUUUGCCCAGCAAGCAACGAUCCAAAGUUCUUGGAACCCUCAUUUACGAGGUAUAUUUUUUCUAUCACUCAUUUAUACCUCAUAUCUCUUAUUACAGAAGACGGGGGGAGGAGGAUCAUGUACAAUUCCAACAGGACGAUGUGUACAGGACUUUUGUAACUGUGGGCAUUUUGCGCCAAGAAGUUUUGGCAGAGAAAAUUAUUAUCUUAGAAACCGCGAAAGUUGGGAAUCUGAAAUUUUAA